AUGUGCCCUUUGAGAUUUAUAUUGGUCUUCUUCUCGGCAAUCUUAGCUGUGUAUUUUGCAUGGAAGACGGCCGUAAGUUCCUCCGAUGAUGACAUCACCACCGGCACCGGCCUAAUUGAUGAUUCAACCGCCCUACACAAGACUUCCACCACUUCGUUACAGAAGCAACACUUUCACAUUCUCAAGAUGAUACAGAAUGGGUUUUGGGUGUUCAUUGAUAUGGCCAGCGGACGAUACCUAUGGAGGAACAUCAAGCAAUUCAACAGCUCUACGCACAUCACCCUAGCUAGCUAG
This is a messenger RNA of Erythranthe guttata (spotted monkey flower), 294 nucleotides long. Its product is annotated as Methyltransferase-related protein. The record is from RefSeq and is a predicted model, not a curated record. NCBI's taxonomy places the organism in Eukaryota, Viridiplantae, Streptophyta, Magnoliopsida, Lamiales, Phrymaceae.